Messenger RNA from Linum tenue, 8574 nucleotides. Lineage: Eukaryota; Viridiplantae; Streptophyta; Magnoliopsida; Malpighiales; Linaceae. The record is from the annotation of a GenBank genome assembly.
UUUCGUUUCAGAGGAAGAACACAUUACAUAAGAAAGAGAGAGGGAGAGAGAGGGGUAUUUAAGAAGCAACAAGAAACAAAUAUUGUUAACAGAAAGAAAAAAAUUAAGAAGAGUUCUCUUUUUCCGCUUCUGUUAUUUCAGAGUUCGUGUGUUUUGUUUUCGGCCUUCCUUCGAUCUGUGUUUCAACACAAGUCUCUCUCUCUUCAUCCUGCUCUCUCUCUAUAUUUCUUCUUCACGCGCGAAUUCAGAUAGAGCUCGACGAGGUUUGUUCCUUCCUUUGCUUCUCCGAUCUAUUGUCGCGUUUCAGCUGCCCCGCCGGUGGAUUCUUCCUUCCUGAUUCGCGGAGAGGAAGGAGCAUUGAAUUGGAGCGGUGCAAGGGGAUUUUUACGGGAAAGGGGAUUUUCCUAUCGCAGCAUGAGCAUCGACAGCCCCGGCAGAGGGGAGAACUAGGGUUUGGCACUGAAAUUCAGUUCCUGAGCGGGAUUUCCAUGGGCGAUGGAGGUGUCGCAUGCAUGCCUUUUCAGCAGCAUAACACAAUCAUGGAGAGAUUUCCAGUUCCGGACAAAGCAGGCACGACGCAUUGCGCUGUAAUCAAGACUUCCACUUCUACUCCUUCUACUGCUGAUGAUGCUGCCACUGUUACCAAAAACGACAAUAGCACCGGCAAUGAGAAUGGGGCAGCCGUGGUAGCCAGCAAGGGAACCACCACUGCUACAGCCAACGGCAACGUCAUCACAACCACCACCACCACUAUAACCACUGUCAGUAAUGGCAGCGCCGGCGCCAAUGGCGUCACCACCAAGCCGAAGAAGAUACUGAGGAAGAUAAUCAAGGUUAAGAAAGUCAUCAGAAAGGUACCAGCUGGCGAAAAGGGUGAAUUGCGCAAGAAGAAGGAAGGAUUGAGUAGCAACCCAGCUGGGACGACGAAGAACACCCAACAAGUGGAUUUGAAGACUGUCAAGGAAGCUGACAGGAAGAAUUCCGGGGAAGUUGAUACCCAGGUUAGGAAGGACGGUGUGGCAGCAGCUGGCGGGAAGGAAGUAGAAACAAAAAGUGCGAAGGAAGCUGAUAACUUUUCCACGGCAGUCGACCACAAGGCACAGAAUUGUAAAGAAGAAGUUGAAGAAGGUGAAUUGGGCACUUUGAAGUGGCCACCACCCCGGGGUGAAGUUGAAAAUGGAGAAUUUGUCCCGCCGGAGAAGACGCAGCGAAGAAGUGAGAUUGAGAAGGGAGAGAUCGUUGGGGAGAAAUUGAGAAGAGGCGAGGUCGAGAAGGGGGAGAUCGUUUUUGGGAAAUGGCGCAAUGGGGAAUUUUCCAGAGAUGAACUUGAAAAAGGAGAAUUCAUUCCUGACAGGUGGCAUAAUAAAGUAGACUACAGUUAUGGCAAGUUCCAUGGCAGAUAUGAUCCUCCUAAAGACCGCACACCACCUUCUGUCAGGUAUCCAGGUGAAGAUCUUUACAGAAGGAAAGAUGUCGGUAGAAGCGGGACUACCCAGUAUUCAAAAAGUGCUUUGAGAUGGGAGGGUGCUCAAGAUCGGGGUAUAAGGAUAAGUUCGAAGAUAGUGGAUGAGGAAGGCAAUCAUAAAAGCGCAGAACACUGUAACGGUAAGAGUCAUGUUAGAGAGAACACUUCUUCUUCUAACAGACUGAAGCGGCAUGUCACUGAUUCUGAUAGUAAUGAGCGGAAACACUGUGGAGAUUAUGGGGAUUAUACGGGUUCUAAAAGCAGGAGGCUUUCUGACGAUAGUCUUCGUUCUUCUCACCCUGAGCACCAUUCUCGUCACUCUGUGGAGAGAUAUAAUCGAAAUCCUUUGUCAGCAAGAACUCCGUCAGGUGACAAAUAUUCAGCCAGGUGUCAUGAACCCACUCUGUCAUCCAAGGUAGUAUUUGAGAGGCAGCUUGAGCGGUCCCCGCGUAAUAGAAACCAACAUGAUCACAGAGAACGGAGUCCAGCUCGCAGAUCCCCGCAUGGUCGAGUUAGGUCUCUCCAUGUACGUGACAGAUCUCCACAUGGACGUGAAAGAUCUCCACUUGGUCGAGAGAAGUCCCCUUUUGUACGGGAGAGAUCUCCAUAUGGACGUGGGAAAUCCCCAUACGAGAAGAACCGCCGAAACAGAACCCCAACACAGCGUUCUCCUCAAGAUAGAGCUCAUUACCAUGAGCGCAAGGAUCGAACACCAAACCGUCCAGAGCGGUCUCCACUUGACCGUGGUAAGCACAGUAACUCCAAGGAAGCAAGCCGGAAAGACGGAGCUAGUGAGAAGAGAGAUUCUCAGCAUGGAAACAAAGGACACGAGGAUAUACUCAGCCACGCGGAUGCAAUUGGAAGGGAUUCUCAGGUGACAUCCACAGAAGCUCAAGAGAGAAGCAAUACGUAUAUUCCUGAUGGACUAGGUCAUAAAAGUGCCAAAUGUGAGACGACCUGUAAAGAAGAGAAGUCUGAGGGCCCAAAAGCUGAUAUCAAAGAUUCUUCUCUUCUCGUUGAACCACCACUGGAAGAACUGCAGUCUAUGGAGGAAGAUAUGGAUAUAUGUGAUACCCCACCUCAUGGCCCUGUUGUAGCCGAUUCAUCCACUGGAAAGUGGUUCUACCUUGAUUACUUUGGUAUUGAACGUGGGCCUGCAAAGUUAUCUGACCUUAAAGGGCUGGUGGAUGAUGGAGUUCUUUUCUCAGAUCACUUGAUCAAGCAUUUGGAUAGCAAUAGGUGGAUGACGGUUGAAAGGGCAGUUUCUCCUAAAGAAUCACCCAAUUCCCGGUCCAUUGUGUCUGAAUCGAUUACCCAGCUUGUUAGUCCUCCAGAGGCACCGGGUAAUGUUUUGGCAGAUUCUGUGGGUAUUGGACAGUCUGGUAGUCAUGAUGGUGAAGAAGCACCUCAAACUUUGGUAGAGACACUGGCAUUCCCUGAUGCCAGUGCACCUGAUCUCCAUAUUGAUAAGAGGGUGAUGAUGCUGCUGGAGGAUGCUACCCUUGUUCCUGGCAGGGAACUUGAGGCUAUAGGAGAGAUUUUACAUACGACGUUUACGCAAGUGCAGUGGGAUGGAUUGUCGGAAGGGUCUAGUCUGCAUGAAACUUCUCAUCAGGAUCAACAAAGUGACGAAACAUCAAAAUCUUCAGAUGUGAAGCUGACAGUGGCUGUUGAAUUGAAAUCAAGUUUUAUCUCUGAGAAAGAUAAUGACUUUGUAUCUGCUGAUGACCCAGUCGGCUGGUUUUCUGGUCGAUGGUCAUGUAAAGGUGGGGACUGGAUCAGGAAUGAUGAGGCUGUCGAUACGUUUCCGAGAAGAAAAAUGGUUCUUAAUGAUGGUUUUCCAUUGUGCCUGAUGCCGAAGUCUGACUCCGAGGACCCUAGGUGGCAGAGAAAAGAUGAAUUGUAUUAUCCUUCUCACAGCAAAAAGCUUGAACUCCCUCCCUGGGCUUUCUCCAGUCAAGACGAGAAGAAUGAAACUGUUGGUGCAAACAGGUUGAAUGUCACUAAACCUCCUGUAGUAAGGGGAGUGAGGGGAACUGCUUUGCCCGUGGUCAGGAUUAAUGCAUGUGUUGUUAAUGAUCAUGGUUCAUUUGUUUCUGAUCCGCGGAGCAAAGCCCGAGGAAAGGACAGAUAUUCUUCAAGGUCUUCCAGGACGCACUCUGCAGCUAACGACUCGAGGAGGUCAACGUCAGAUACAGAUUCUCAAUCCAAAACUGUUAGUGAACAAGAUCUUUCUAGAUCUUGGAAGUCCAUUUGCAUACCGAAAGACAAGAUUUGUACGUCGGAGGAUUUACAGUUGAAAUUGGGGGAGUGGUACUAUCUUGAUGGUGCUGGGCAUGAGCAAGGACCAUUCUCGUAUUUGGAGCUGCAGUCUUUGGCUGACCAAGGUACCAUACAGAAGCACAGUAGUGUGUACAGAAAGUUUGAUAGGGUUUGGGUUCCAGUUAGCUCUUCUGGUGAGGCUUCUGAAGCUAGUGUUGGCAUUUCGGUCCAUGCUAUUUCAAGAUCACUGAGUGAAGCCAAUCCGGGACAAAGCCAAAAUGGUAGCCAGUUUCAUGGCCUACACCCGCAGUUCAUUGGCUAUACCCGUGGGAAGCUUCAUGAGCUGGUUAUGAAAUCAUUCAAAACUCGUGAGUUUGCUGCUGCCAUAAAUGAGGUUUUGGAUCCAUGGAUCAGUGCGAAGCAACCUAAGAAAGAGCCUGACAAACAUAUCCACUGGAAAACUGAUACUGAAAUGCGUGCUGGAAAAAGAGCUAGGAUGCUGAUAGAUGAAAGUGAUGAGGAAUAUGAUGGUGGGGAAGAUUUGGUGGCAAUUCAAAAGGAUGAUGGCACUUUUGAAGAGUUAUGUGGUGAUGCCACUUUCCACGGGGAUGCAGAAAACAAUGCAUCUCUUGAGAAUAAUAUGGGAGGAUGGGGAUUAUUGGAUGGACAUAUUUUGGCGCGAAUCUUUCACUUGCUGAGAUCUGACAUAAAGUCUCUUGCCCUUGCUUCUUUAACUUGUAAGCAUUGGAGAUCUGCUGUCAGGUUCUACAAGGGCAUAUCAAGACAGAUUGAUCUGUCAUCUCUUGGUCCCAUCUGCACUGACUUGGUGAUCCGGAAUAUUGUGAGUGGUUACCGAAAGGAAAAGGUUAGCUCAGUAGUGGUGGCUGGAUGCACAAACAUUACUUCUGGCACUCUUGAGGAAGUCCUUCGUGCCUUACCUUGUGUAUCUUACAUUGAUGUUAGAGGUUGUAGCCAACUUGUUGACUUGGGUCAUCAAUUUCCACAUAUGAAGUGGCUCAAGAGUCGAAAUUCAUUUGCAAUUAAAAAUUCCGAGGAGCUACAUUCCAAAGUAAAGAAUCUUAAACAGAUCAGUGACGAACCCUCAACAUUGUAUAAAAGUAGGGCCCUGGGCAGUGGUGCUGAUGACUUUGGAGAACUGAAGGAGUAUUUUGACAGUGUGAAUAAGAGAGACUCUGCAAAUCAACUGUAUCGUAGUUUAUAUAAACGCUCAAAAGUUUUUGAUGCUAGAAGAUCAUCUUCAAUAGCAUCCAGGGAUGCUCGUAUGAGGAGGUGGGCUGUCAAGAAAUCAGAAAGUGCCUAUAGAAGGAUGGAGGGCUUCAUUGCUUUGGGCUUGAAGGACAUAAUGAAGGAGAAUACGUUUGAUUUUUUUGUUCCCAAGGUUACAGAAAUCAAAGCUCGCAUGGAUAAUGGCUACUACAUUGGACGUGGAUUGAGGGCUGUAAAGGAGGAUAUUAGUCGAAUGUGCAGGGAUGCUAUAAAAGCAAAAAAUCGUGGUGCUGGAAACAUGAAUCGUAUUACAACUUUGUUUCUUCAACUUGCCUCACGUUUAGAGGAUAGUUCCAAGUUCCCUUAUGAAAGGGAUAAGCUCAUGAAAUCAUGGAAAUAUGACUUGUCUGCCGGUCUAAGCUCAGGAUACAACAAACACAAGAAGAAGUUGCUCAGUGAAAAGAAGUAUGCCAGUAGGAGUAAUGGGACUCCCUUAGCAAAUGGAUCUCUUGAUCAUGGGGAAUAUGUAUCCGAUAGAGAAAUAAAGAGACGCCUAUCUAAAUUGAAUAGAAAAUCGAUGGAUUCUGGAAGUGAAACUUCUGAUGAUUUUGACAGAUCAUCUGGAGAUGGCAGGUUUUAUAGUGAUGGUACUUCUUCUGAUACUGAAAGUGACUUGGAGUUCCAACCAGGAGGCCGAGACGGGAGUUUAGGAGAUGGAUAUUUCUUGGAAGAGGAGAGUUCCUAUUCUGUUGUGGAUGAACGUGAGUGGGGUGCUCGCAUGACCAAAGCAAGUCUGGUUCCUCCUGUGACUAGGAAAUACGAAGUCAUAGAUAGGUAUGUAAUCGUUGCAGAUGAGGAUGAUGUGAAGCGGAAGAUGUGUGUUUCUUUGCCAGAUGACUAUGUUGAGAAACUUGAAGCUCAGAAAAGUGGCACCGAGGAAUUGGACAUGGAGCUUCCUGAAGUUAAGGACUACAAACCUAGAAAAUUGCUGGGAGAUGAAGUUAUCGAACAAGAAGUUUAUGGAAUUGAUCCUUAUACCCACAAUCUGUUACUUGAUUCUAUGCCGGAGGAAAUGGAUUGGUCUCUACAGGAAAAACAUGAGUUUAUUGAAGAUGUGCUCCUCCGAACUCUGAAUAAGCUAGUCAGGCGCUUUACUGGUGCUGGGAACACCCCCAUGAUUUACCCUUUGCAGCCUGUUAUAGAGGAACUUCUGAAGUCUGCAGAGGAGGACUGCAACAUACGAACAAUGAAGAUGUGUCGGAGUAUCAUGAGGGCCAUAGAUAGUCGUCCUGAUGACAAAUAUGUUGCUUAUAGAAAGGGUCUUGGUGUUGUUUGCAACAAAAGUGGUGGCUUUGGAGAAGAUGAUUUUGUUGUUGAGUUUUUGGGAGAGGUCUAUCCUGCUUGGAAGUGGUUUGAAAAGCAAGAUGGUAUUCGUUCUUUACAGAAAGAUAGUAAAGAGCCUGCUCCAGAAUUUUACAAUAUCUAUCUUGAGAGGCCGAAGGGUGAUGCGGAUGGUUAUGAUCUCGUGGUUGUCGAUGCGAUGCAUAAAGCGAACUAUGCUAGUCGGAUAUGCCAUUCCUGCAGACCCAAUUGUGAAGCAAAGGUUACAGCAGUAGCUGGACAGUAUCAAAUUGGAAUUUACUCUGUCCGUGAAAUUCAAAAUGGCGAGGAAAUCACGUUUGAUUACAACUCCGUGACAGAAAGUAAAGAAGAGUAUGAAGCAUCAGUUUGUUUGUGUGGAAGCCAAGUUUGCCGAGGGAGCUACUUGAAUUUGACUGGUGAAGGGGCUUUCCAGAAGGUACAAAUUGUGGGGGGCAUUAUGGUGCUCUUUCCCUUGGUUCUUCCAAGUGUUUGGUGCUGAAAGAGUGGCAUGGAGUACUGGAUAGACAUCACUUGAUGCUAGAAGCUUGCGAAUUGAGUUGUGUAUCCGAGGAAGAUUAUCUCGACUUGGGGAGGGCUGGUUUAGGAAGUUGUCUGCUUGGUGGAUUGCCGGACUGGGUGGUUGCCUAUUCAGCUCGUUUGGUGAGAUUCAUAAACCUUGAAAGGACAAAGCUGCCUCAAGAAAUUCUGAAGCAUAACUUGGAAGAGAAAAAGAAAUACUACUCCGAAAUAUCUCUUGAUGUUGAGAGAAGUGAUGCAGAGGUUCAGGCUGAAGGUGUCUACAACCAGAGGCUUCAAAACGUUGCUAUCACUCUUGACAAGGUGAGGUAUGUGAUGAAAUCUAUAUAUGGCGACCCGAAGAAAGCUCCACCACCGCUAGAGAGGCUUUGUCCGGAAGAAAUUGUUUCAGUCCUUUGGAAAGGGGAGGGAUCACUAGUUGAGGAACUGCUUCAGUGCAUGGCUCUUCAUAUGGAUUCAGACAAUCUAAAUGAUCUCAAGUCCAAGAUACGUGCACAUGAUCCAUCAGAUUGUGCUGAUGUACAGAAAGAACUUCAAAGAUCGUUGUUAUGGUUGAGGGAUGAGAUCCGGAAUCUUCCAUGUACAUAUAGGUGCCGGCAUGAUGCUGCAGCUGACUUGAUUCAUGUUUAUGCUUACACAAAGUGCUUUUUUAGAAUUCGGGAAUAUGCCGCAUUUACUUCUCCACCAGUUCACAUUAGUCCACUUGACUUAGGCCCGAAGUCUGCUGAUAAACUGGGUCCUGGUAACCAUGAGUAUCGGAAGACGUACGGAGAGAACUAUUGUAUAGGACAGCUGAUUUUUUGGCAUAUACAGACAAAUACAGACCCGGAUACUACCCUUGCUAGAGCAACCAAGGGAUGCCUGUCAUUGCCUGACAUAGGUUCCUUUUACGCCAAGGCUCAGAAGCCAACUCAGCAGCGUGUUUAUGGCCCCAAGAACCUGAAAGUAAUGCUGGAAAGAAUGGAGAAGUACCCACAGAAGCCGUGGCCCAAGGAUCAGAUAUGGUCGUUUACCAACAGCAGUCACAGGGUCUUUGGGAGCCCGAUGUUCGACUCCAUCGUAAAGAACACGAAUCUGGACAGGGAGAUGUUGCAUUGGUUGAAGCACAGACCGACGGUGUUCCAGGCAAUGUGGGAUAGGUGAUUGCUAUUAGUUGCUUCCUUAAUUGAGAUGCCUAGGAGAAAGAAAGCUGCACUUGGAUGGGAGGAUUCUGGUUAGGAAACCAACCGUUAGUGUUAUUUCUUUUUGUAGUUUCCGUUUGGAAUGAUUUGAUCAAUUUUAGUUGCCAACUUACCCUUGGUAGUUUGGGGGUUUAAGUAUGGUGAAGAUCAUUCUAGGGGGAGCACAAGUGUCCUUCCAGCAACAGCAGCUCUUGCUUUCCUCCCUCAAUUAUUCUGUACAGUUUCCAAUUGUAAAUCUCUUUAGCUUGUUUUUAGUUUUAGAAGUUUCUCUCUUGGUGGUUUGUAAUUUGUAAUUCAUUAAAUAGUCGUCGUUAGUUUAUUAUCAGCUAGUUUUAAGUAGAAAAUAGAUUGAAAAGAAAAGAAGUGGGAAAAAUAUUGUAGCUUUGCUUGUAAUAUUCUAAUUUCAUUAGCUAGUGUCUUGUUACCAGACUCGUCGACCAAAUUGCUGACCGGAAUGGGAGCAACUGAUUGAACUCGACUUGUGUGUUGCUGUGUGGCGCUCGUCGAUUUUGUUUCCUCUGUGGCUUCUUUGGGUGGUCU